UGCAUUCAAAAAAGGGUCCUGAGGUCGAAUUGGGCUAUGAUCUUUGCCGUAUGUUUACUUUUCUAUGUAAACAGUACACAGAAGUUAGUAUAUGGACACAAAAAAGUUAAACAGAAGUGGGGAAAGACAAGAGAGGCGAACACCUAAGCAAAGAAUGUCUCUCACAGAGAAGCAGUCACUUGGGAGAUCUCAUGCGUCAUGUUUAGCUCACGUUAAAAACUUGAAUUGCUGGGGGAGCAAUAUUUCAGAUAUAUCUAUCGUACGACAAAUGGUAAAUCUAGAAGUCUUAAACCUAAGCGUGAACAACGUUUUAACGUUAAAAGAUUUAUCAUUUUGCCCAAAACUAAAGGAACUGUAUUUACGUAAAAAUCAAAUUCAAACUAUGAAAGAAAUUACAUAUCUUAAAAAUUUAACACGGUUAAAAGCUAUCUGGCUUGAAGACAAUCCCUGCGUAAAGACAUCAUUAAAUUACAGAGAGACAAUCUUGAGAAACUUGCCGUCUUUAUCGAAAAUAGAUAAUAUUGAGGUGACUGAAGAUGAACUACGGUUAGCUAUGGACAAAGGUGAACUCUUUGAGGACGAUCUAACACUACCAACUUUCGAUGAACUUGAUUUAAAUCACACGUUAUCACCAGACGAUGUGCUGCGGCAAAUCAGCUUGUUAAAUUCCAAUGAUGAAGAGAAACCAUCUAUUUCAGAGAAUGAUGAGAUUCCAUGCAUUGAGCAUAACGCGACAGAACUCGAUUUAAGUUUAGGAGUGAGUUGUUCGAUUGAUGCUAAUCAGGAUGACGACGAUGCUAAUCAGGAUGCUGACGAUGCAAAUCCAUCGACCGGUAACCUAGCAACUGUUUCCAAUGAAAACGAAUCAAAUACUUUAAAAGCAGUGCUACUGCUGAUAAAUGAUUUAGAUUCUCAUGAACUGCGACAAGUUGUUGCUGAAGCUUCUACCUUGAUAUCAAGUCAAUUUGAGAAUGAUUCUCAAGAUUUGAAACUUGUCGAAGAUGUUGAGAAAUGAAAUUAAUGAAAAUAAUUGCAAAGUGUGUAUGCAUUUCGUAUAGGCUCUAAAAAGACUAGACUAUAACCAGGUGCCAUCAUAUAGAGGUUCUUAUCAAUAAAAAUUGCGCGGAGCCCCAUACAAUGGGAAAUUUAGCUCCUCCAGAUCCUGUGAUUUUGCGACCUGUAUGAAAAUUCUUUUACCUUCACGAUUUUUUGAGGUUUGGUGAAAAGUGUAUUUGCAUAAGUUUCAGUUGCAAUAAUUUUUGUAAGUAGAAUUUUGGGUAUAUAAAUAUAUAACAGGGUAUAAUAUAUUAUGUACAUAUAAUAUUAAUAUAAGGAAGUGGUGAAAAGAAAUGUUGCAAAAAGUUA
Messenger RNA from Hydractinia symbiolongicarpus, 1365 nucleotides. Its product is annotated as cilia- and flagella-associated protein 410-like. The record is from RefSeq and is a predicted model, not a curated record. NCBI's taxonomy places the organism in Eukaryota, Metazoa, Cnidaria, Hydrozoa, Anthoathecata, Hydractiniidae. Bases 92 to 1015 code for a protein of 307 amino acids. Gene Ontology annotation, molecular function: protein binding. The transcript has 2 exons.